AUGGGAGACACAGAAGAGUACUUUCCACGAGGAGGAAAGAAACCAUCAGUUACAUAUUUUAAACAAAGCAGUAACUUUUUGGGCGCAGCGGAGAAAGGAGAGAGAAAGAAGCAAAAACCGAAGAAGAAAACAGAAGAUGAUGAUGGCUAUUUAUCGGAUGAAGUCUUGGCCGAUGAUGACCAGUCUUUUAAAAAUUGUGGCAUUUCUUUAAAUUAUAAGAUAGUUAAGGAAGGACAACUAUUAUUAGGUAGAGUGAGACAAAUUUUAGAAACAAAAAUACAUAUUUCACUACCAUGCCGACUGUUAGGUACGGUGAUGGCAUGCCACAUCAGUGAGCCGUACAACAAGAUGCUUGAAGCAUAUGUCAAUGAUCAGAUAGAUAAAGUUUGCGAGCUACAACAGAUGUUCCGUGUGGGACAGUACGUAGCAGUAAAGGUGCUGGAAGUCAACAGCAAUAACCUCAUGCUGUCAUUGAUGCCACAGCAUAUCAAUGCCGGACGGUCACACUCAGACUUGCAUAGAGGUGCUCUCCUACAAGCUGCCGUAUCCUCAGUUGAAGACCAUGGCUAUGUUAUGGACAUUGGUAUUUCUAACACAAGAGCUUUUUUGCCAAAGACCGCUGCUAACCCUGAAGUGGAAUUAGAAAAGGGAUCGCUGAGUUGGUGCUGCGUGAAGACUAUCACGGCGGAGUCGGACAGCAGCGUGGUGACGCUCAGUAGCGAGCUGGUCGCUUUACAGCAUGCGGUGCAGAGACGCGCCACAGACUCCCUCAUGCCAGCCACAGCGCUCGACUUCACCGUUGAUAAGUCUCUGGACAACGGCAUCGAAGGUCACGUGUUCGAAAACACCACAGCAUACGUACAACGGCAGCAAGUCGACAAGGUCAAAGGCAAGAAACCUAACCUUGGACAGAGGAUCCGUGCUCGAGUGCUGUAUGUGAUACCGACGAGGAACACGCCGUUCCUCACCAUGAAGGACAUAUUUGCCACCACGUACCCAGACCUUGCGUCAGAGCAAAGGUUCAAAGAGGGAGACAUCAUUGAAGAGGCGCAGGUGAUAAAGAUCCUGGGUCGGUCGAUAAUCUUUAAACUAGGGCGGGGCAGCACGGGCACACUGAGUCUUCGCCGUAUCCAGGUGGACGAGGACCUCACUGAUGAAGACGUGGUUGCCAAGUCCUAUCCUAUCGGCAGCACCCAUCGCGUCCGCGUGCUUUGCUACAAUCUAUCAGACUAUACAUAUUCCCUGAGCGACGAACCUGCGAUCCUCUCUGAGAAGUACUUCACCAUGGCGGACCUGGCCGUUGGGGAUAUCGUCCCCGCUACAGUUAAAGUUGUGACCGAAGAUCGCUUGCAUCUUGCUGUCGGGAGACUUACCGGUUUUGUUCCGCAUACACACUUGUCCGACUCCGGCGUGUAUAAAGACCCCAAAAAGGCUACCACGUCACAACUGACCAAGAAAAAAUACAAGGUGGGACAAGAGGUAAAGGCACGGGUGCUCACACUAGACCCGUCGAAGCCGUCGCUAGUUUUGACACUGAAACCAUCUCUGUUGGCCCCCGAACUCGAAGUCUUAAAAAGUUACGAACAGGCCGAGGUUGGGAAGGCGUAUACUGGCGUUAUACUGUACAUCCGGGACUACUUGCUGGUGUCGUUCUUCAACGGCCUGGUGGCGCACGUGCCAGGAAGAUUGGUUGCAAACCCACCACCGCCGACUCUCAAUACCGUUUUCCAUCUCGGACAAAUCGUAAACUGCACUAUACUUAAAGUGGACGCGAAAAAUAAAAGGAUGUCUGGAAGUCUCACAACUGCUCCGUUUGAUCCAUCUUUGCAGAAAAAGGAAAAAAAGACAUCCAAGAGGAGACAAGAGACAGAGGUACCUGUACCUAAAAAGAAACAAAAGGCUGUGAUAUCUGAGGCUGAGGCAGAAGAGAAAACUGCGGGAGAAAUAACCAAAAAAGAACGGAAAAAGAAAAAAGACAAAAAACCUGUAAAAGAAACGCAGGAAGUAGAAUUGGUAGAUGUAAAUAGUAACGAUGCAAGUGACGAAAGAGAACACUGUGACCAGGAAAAUAACGACGAUGAAGAAACUAAGAAACCUAAAAAGAAAAAAGAUAAAUCAAAGGCCAACAAAGUUACAGAAAAAAAUGAUGAGGAAUAUGAAUUAUUCAAAAUAGACGAGGAAACUGUUGACAAAGGUUUACCACAUCAAAGCUCUGAAAAGGAUGUUAAGAAAAGAAAACGUCAGAUAUCUGAACCUAUCGUUGAAGAUAGUGAGUCAAAUAAUCAACCGACAGCUAACCCUAAUAUUAAAAGAAAGAUUAACAAGGGCGAUGAUGUAGACAAUAACAUAGACACUUCAAAAGUAAAACAAAAAGAGAAAAAGAAGAAAAAGGAGGCAGAAGAGAUAUCAGAGAAAGAAAACAAGGAAAAUGAAGAAAGUGACCCGAUAGAAACGGAUAUAUAUGAAGAUAGUGAUCAAGUUCUGACGCCGCAAGACUUGGGCCUUAUAGACAUGUCCGACUGUUCAACCGCAAAGAGUUACAAGAAACGAAUAAAAUCUUUAUUAAAAGCUAUCAAAGCAAAGAUGAUGCGAAUUAAGAAAAUAGACAACAAAAUAACUGCUAUAGAAAACAAAGGGCUUAAUGCCAAUAACAAGAAGUUUCACACGGCUAUGCACAUGGAGAAACUUCUCAUACAACAACGCAUCCAAAAACUAAUGGAAGCAUUACAAACAGCACAAGACAGACUUAAAGAUUUUGAUUUAGAUGAGACCAAGGAUUAUAAAAAGAAAAAACUAAAGAAAACAGAUGAGGAACAAGUUGAAAAGAAAGAUGUUCAAAAUACAGAAACAGAAAAAGAGAAGACGAAAGUUACUGAGAAAAAUAAAAAAUCUAAAAUAGAGAGUUUAGAGUCUGUAAUAAGCAUACCAAGUGUAAAAGAAUUCUGGUCUGCGCCCGCGGAGUCACAGCCAAGUGCUCCGGAACAGGACUCGAGUAGCAGUGAUGACGAGGAGCAAGAGAAGCCGAAGAAGAAGCGCAAGAAGCUGACAGCGGCGGAGAAGGUGGCGAAGGCCAGAGAGGAGGAGGAGAGGGUCCGGCAGCUGGAGAGCUGCGCGGCGGACAGCGAGCGGGCGCCGCGCUCGGCCGAGCAGUUCGAGCGCGCGCUGCUGGCGCGCCCGGACGCCAGCCAGCUCUGGAUCGCUUACAUGGCCUUCCACCUGCAGGCAACCGAGAUCGAGAAGGCUCGCGCUGUGGGACGCAAAGCACUGAAGACCAUUUCAUUCCGCGAGGAGCAGGAGAAGCUGAAUGUUUGGCUCGCCAUGCUCAACAUCGAGCACCGGUUCGGUACUAAGGAGUCACAGCAGAAAACCCUAGAGGAGGCGCUCCAGAUGAACGACAAGUACCAGAUCCACUCGAAGCUGUUGGACAUCUACGUGGAGACUGGCAAGCCGCAGGAGUUAGUGGGGCUGGUGGAGCUCAUGCUGCGCAAGUACCGGAGAGAGCUUCGCUCUUAUAUAGCCUGCGGGGCCGCUUGUUACCGCCUAGCGCUGCUGGACAAGGCCAGGCACGUCAUGCAGAAGGGCAUCUCACUUCUGGAGAAGAAAGAACAUGUGGCGUUGCUGGUGCAGUUCGCUCAGUUGGAGCGGUCGCACGGCAGCAGCGAGCGCGCGGAGGCGCUGUUCGAGCAGGUGCUGGCCGUGUACCCGCAGAGGGUCGACGUCUGUGCCGUAUACGUUGACAUACUGGUCAAGAGCGGCGACGUGGAGAGAGUCAGGCAAGUUAUGGAGCGAAUGACGUCACAGAAACUGCCAGCGCGUAAAAUGAAAGUGCUUUAUAAGAAGUGGAUAGAGGUAGAAGAGAAAAUGGGAGAUCAAGAACACGUCGACAACAUUCGAAAACGCGCUAUGGAGUAUAUAGAUAAGGCCACUUUUUAA
Messenger RNA from Parnassius mnemosyne (clouded apollo), 3933 nucleotides. The record is from the annotation of a GenBank genome assembly. Lineage: Eukaryota; Metazoa; Arthropoda; Insecta; Lepidoptera; Papilionidae.